Messenger RNA from Notothenia coriiceps (black rockcod), 743 nucleotides. RefSeq names its product NADH:ubiquinone oxidoreductase complex assembly factor 1 (gene ndufaf1). Gene Ontology annotation, biological process: mitochondrial respiratory chain complex I assembly; mitochondrial electron transport, NADH to ubiquinone. Gene Ontology annotation, cellular component: mitochondrion. The record is from RefSeq and is a predicted model, not a curated record. The annotation marks the transcript as partial. The transcript is spliced from 2 exons. Lineage: Eukaryota; Metazoa; Chordata; Actinopteri; Perciformes; Nototheniidae.
GAAUCGUCCCGACUGAAAUGUCUCUUCCUAAGCUGGCCCGCCUCCCCUCAGCGAGGCUGCUGACCUCCGUCCUCCCCCAUCAUCAGCUGCUGCUCCCCCCUCUCACCCCUCUCACCAUCCCCUGCAGGACUAAGAUCCAGAAGGACUACAGACGCCCCGGCCAGCCCAGAGAAAAUAAAAAACCCCUCAACUUCAACUUCUCCAAGGGAAUCGAGGGCAUCAAGAAGCAUUUCACGCUGAUGAAAGACGAGUUCUUCGGGCGCUGGGUGGGUCCGGAGGGAAAACCGCUCAGCGAACACCUCCUGGAGCAGAACCUGGUGAUCUGGGAGUUCAGGGGUCCGGAGAGCCUUGAGCAGUGGACGGUUUCCUCGGAUCAGGAGAUCGGAGGUCAGAGUGAAGCUCACCUGAAGAUGAGCAGGAAUGAUAACACCUGCUUCUUGCACGGGAAGCUGAGCUCCACCGUCCCGAGGGACGGAGAGACGCGGUUCAGCGGAUACUGCAACAUGCGCUCAAAGAUACCCAAGGCUUCAUUUGACAGGAAGAAGCACUAUGACUGGUCCAGCUUCAACACCCUGCAUCUCCGAGUGAGGGGAGACGGCCGGCCGUGGAUGAUCAACAUCUCCACGGAGACGUACUUCUCUCACCAGAAAGAUGACAUCUACACCUACUUCCUGUACACCAGGGGGGGGCCCUACUGGCAGGAAGUCAAGGUGAUGUCACACAUUUUCAGUUUUAGAAAGACG